UGUCAACAAAGAAGCAUUAGUUACACGUUGUUGCCGAAAAUUCCUUCAUGCAUGCGGUGAUUAGCUAUUACAACCGGACUUUUCAUAUCCGUUUCCUCCGCCUUCAUCACCGGCCUAAACUUGGUGCGUGUAUUGACUCGCCUCGAUUGAGAUUUCUCGUGUAUAAAUUGAUGCGUUGUGUGGAGGAGAAACCACGAUCAGGGUGGAUUUGUGGCGAUGGCUAUGACUGCGAUCAGUGUGAUUGUCGUCAUGACCUUUGCUCUCAUGGCCAUGGCAGUGAUGGCACAGGGUCCAUGGGACACUGCCGACGCCACUUUCUACGGCGACAUGUCCGGCAACGCGACCAUGGGCGGAACUUGUGGGUAUGGCAAUCUCUUCGAGCACGGAUACGGGCUGGCGAACACGGCGCUGAGCACGGUGCUGUUCAACGACGGGGAAAUGUGCGGUGCAUGCUUCGAGUUGAAGUGCGUAGCGGGACCCGACAGGUGCAAGGACGGGAGCACCAUCGUGACGGCGACGAGCUUUUGCCCGCCGGCACCCGUCAGCCUGUGCAACCCGCCCCAGAAGCACUUCGACCUCUCCAUGGCCAUGUACAUGAAUAUCGCCAAAGCAAACAAUUCGGGCAGCAUCCCCGUGCAGUUCCGGCGAGUACCGUGCGUCAGGGAGGGCGACAUCGGAUUCGAGUUCAGGGGGAACCCCUUCUGGAUCUCGGUGCUGGUGUACAACGUGGCCGGCUCCGGCGACGUGGCGAACGUGUCGGUGAGGGGAUCCAACACCACCUGGGUGCCGAUGACGAGGUCGUGGGGACAGAGAUGGCAGCUCAGUUUCAGGCCAGAGAUGGUGGGGCAGAGCCUUUCGUUCCAGGUGACGACAGGCGACAACAAUACGGUGGAGUCGGUCGACGUCGCUCCAGCGAACUGGCAGUUCGGACAGCGGUAUACAGGCGGCCAAUUCUGAUGAGGAAUUGGAGCAGAAAGCAAGGGAAACUAUUAGUACAUACAAUAUAAGGAAGCCACCUAACCAUGCACGGGCUUCUUCACUGGCUUUCGAAGUCAUAUCUAUUCCUGCACGCAGUUUAAUAUUUGCAUUACCUUGCUUCA
Musa acuminata AAA Group (dessert banana) is the source of this 1100-nucleotide messenger RNA. RefSeq names its product expansin-A9-like. NCBI's taxonomy places the organism in Eukaryota, Viridiplantae, Streptophyta, Magnoliopsida, Zingiberales, Musaceae. The coding region runs from base 217 to 957 and encodes 246 amino acids. The record is from RefSeq and is a predicted model, not a curated record. The transcript is spliced from 2 exons. Gene Ontology annotation, biological process: plant-type cell wall organization. Gene Ontology annotation, cellular component: extracellular region.